AAGACCAGGUAGUUGUUGAUGUAGAGGCCAAUGAGAGCAAAUGCAAGGAGAACAGAGGCAAAGCAGCAGAGGAUGGCACUCAGGAAGACGUGGGACUGCAUUCUCAUGAUUCCAUGGAUUCGGUCGAUUGUGAUUCCAGAUGCGAAUAUUCCGAAGUGGAGCGUGCCAAAGAGGGUGAGCUGGGCGGCAGCAAGGAGGAGAUAGGCGCCGUCAGAGGCGCCUACGAUCACGGCCUGGAAGUUGAUGCACGCAACAAGAAGCAAGUUGUUCAGAACAAAACAGAGGAGAAUAAGCUUAACCUCUCCCUUACCAAUGCAAGCAUGCAUGUUAUUCGUAUUCUGGUACAUUCUGAGGCAGAGGAGGACACCAAUGAGGUUCAGGGCCAUCGUGUAGGGCGCAUCGACCUGGAUGCCUAG
Molecule: messenger RNA, 416 nt
Organism: Enterospora canceri
Lineage: Eukaryota; Fungi; Microsporidia; Enterocytozoonidae
Source: the annotation of a GenBank genome assembly